GGGCCGGAGGUCAGCGCUGGGGCGAUGCGGCUGUCGGCGGCGCGGGCCGUUUCCCACGGGCGGGUGUUCCGCCGCCUGGGCCUCGGCCCCGAGUCCCGGAUCAAUCUGCUGCGCAACCUGCUCACCGGGCUGGUGCGGCACGAGCGCAUCGAGACCACGUGGGCGCGCGCCGAUGAGCUGCAGGGCUACGCCGAGCGGAUCAUCGACUAUGGGAAGCUUGGAGACACCAACGAGAAAGCCAUGCGCAUGGCCGACUUCUGGCUGACGGAGAAGGACCUGAUCCCGAAGCUGUUCCAGACUUUAGCACCCCGCUUCCGGGACCAGCAGGGAAACUACACGCUUCUCCAGCGCAUCCCCAACCGCAGCAACCUGGACCGUGCCAAGAUGGCCGUGAUCGAGUACCGCGGAAACGCUCUACCCCCGCUGCCGCUGCCCCGCAAGGAUGUGAACGGCACCCUCCUGAACCAGCUGCUGUGGGGGUACCGCCAGGAUCUGGCUGAUGCCAAAUCCAGCCCCGGGGGACCCCCGGGACCCUAGACACAUGAGCCCUGACCCCAACUCCUUCCCCAGCACCACGGAUGGUGGUGUCCGGACCACCUUUCAGCGAGGUUUUACCGACUGAUUGCACCCGGCCCCAGGAGUUCUAGUCAUCCACUCCGACUGCUCCACGAGGGGCUUUAAAGCCCAAAGCUCACCCCUGUGGCCCUGGUUCUGUAGCGUGGUGGGAAGCAAGAGGGACAGGAGUCUGGAAGAGGCAUGUGAAAGACCCAUGACCCCCCUCACCCAAUAAAGACUGGUUGAUGGUGAAACGCUC
Messenger RNA from Ornithorhynchus anatinus (platypus), 814 nucleotides. RefSeq names its product mitochondrial ribosomal protein L17 (gene MRPL17). Gene Ontology annotation, biological process: translation. Gene Ontology annotation, cellular component: mitochondrial large ribosomal subunit; ribosome. Gene Ontology annotation, molecular function: structural constituent of ribosome. The record is from RefSeq and is a predicted model, not a curated record. Bases 25 to 537 code for a protein of 170 amino acids. The transcript has 3 exons. Lineage: Eukaryota; Metazoa; Chordata; Mammalia; Monotremata; Ornithorhynchidae.